AUGAUAAGCGACAUCAAAAAACUUUCGCUACUGCUAGUGGUGGCCACGAUCUGUUGCACGACAGCCGUGGCGGAUCCGUGUACGGAGCAAGGUGUAUAUACUGGUUUUCUGCCGCACGAAACCGAUUGUACGAAGUACUACUCCUGCUACGGUGGCGUGGCCUACGAGCAGACCUGCCCAGAUGGCAAGUAUUUCGACCCAACGCGAACCAUUUGCGAUUUGGAGGCUAAUGUGGACUGCGUGAGCAAUAACUGCCCACCGGAUGGUGUCGUGUUUCUGCCCAUCCCGAACGUGUGCGACCGCUAUCUGAUCUGCAUUAACGGCAAUGCGUUCGAGGGCGUCUGUGAUGGCGGCCUGUUUUUCGAUGCGGUGCUGGGAGACUGUAACCUGAAGAAUGAGAGCGGUUGUUUGGUGAAUCCUUGCAUUCAGCCACCACCAAAUCCACCGCAGCUGGAGAUCUAUCCGAAUCCCGCCGAUUGCCACCAGUACCUCAUCUGCGGCAACGGUGAACCUGUCGUGAGGGACUGCGCACCGCAACUAGUGUUUGACCCUUCCUCCCUGCAGUGUGUACCGGGCGAAGAGUGUUUG
Anopheles cruzii is the source of this 588-nucleotide messenger RNA. RefSeq names its product peritrophin-44-like. Gene Ontology annotation, cellular component: extracellular region. Lineage: Eukaryota; Metazoa; Arthropoda; Insecta; Diptera; Culicidae. Gene Ontology annotation, molecular function: chitin binding. The record is from RefSeq and is a predicted model, not a curated record. The annotation marks the transcript as partial. The transcript is spliced from 2 exons.